GCUCACCCCAAGGUCCCGCAGGCCUCCUGACAGGAGGCCGAGAUGGCGUCUAGCCGCAGUGGACAAAGGCCAGAUGGGCCUCGCUUGAUCUACGUGACCCGCUUCGCCUCGCACCGCCAUGGCGUGUGGCAGUUGAGGGGCUUCCGAGGUUUUGGCCAUCGAGGCGCCGGGCUGGGGGCCCGCUGUGCUCUAAAGCAGGAGGCGGUAGAGCCCGGCGCCCCCGGAGGAGAGCGGCCCAGCGGCUCCCAGGCCGGGGUCACCGACACCCCGGAUUCCGCCCCUUUCCAGCGGAGGUCCAGAGCGCCCAGGGCCCGGGGCCAAGGCCAAGCAGCGCAAGCAGGUGGUUUAAACCAGAAAAAUGCAGCUAAAGAGUUUGAUUUCCCCAUACCACUGAAUGAAGCCUCCAAACUAAUGAAGGAGAGGAAAAAGGCCUCCGUGUGGAGCAAAGUGCACCAAGUCAUUUCCAGAAUGAUUGCAGAAAACGAAAAAUACAGACACAGACUGAAGUGCCAAAAUUUAUCUAAUGAACUUUUCUCAACCAACUUGAGGAAGAAUUGGUAACAGAUGGGGGAGCGAUCACCUUCCUGGGACUCCUGGGAGUUACUUUGCUUCAGUCCACACAGGAAGAGACAACUCUCACCGACUCCCCAACUGCAGGUGUCUCAACUGGACAAGAACUGGAAAGUGUAUUUUGGACAACAUGAUGCAUGGCAUCAGUGAGAGCUCCUCACAAAGCUGUUAGAAAAUGCAAAUAUGCUAAAUUCUUGUGGGUUUGUUUCAUUCCAAGCUACAACUUCAUCCCUUCAUGAGAACUAACAACCCUGGUUUUGUGAUUGUAUGUUCUUUAAAUAACUAGUAAAUCCACCUGUUCCCUGUUGAAGGACACAUGUCACCUAGGCAAAUGGCCUAGGCCUUGCAUAUAAGAGCCACAGUUCCCUCCACACACACACACCCACAGCCUUAUCCAACUUCUUUGGACUACUCUAAGUAAAGUUUCACAUUGCUGUAUCCCUCAAUAAAGUUUCAAAUGUUAGUUUAUACAAGUUAAAUCUACUGCCAAAUGCAAAAUGUUUAUAAACCUAACUGCAUACAAUUUUGUGGAGAGUGUGAACAAAGAUUUUAGCUAUGUUUAUGUUUGUGCAAGCUGCUGACUCUUUAUGGAAGCGAAGCCCAUUUAUCAGAUCCGUCAGUAUGUAUGCAAUUCACUAUGUGAGUGUCAUGCUGGAGAAAAUGUGUCCCACUCUUCUAGAACCAUGCAGUUCUAAAGACUUCCAUGGAAAUGAAUGUUCUAAAUGCUUUAUUUAUUGUUUAAUAAUUUCUGGUGAAAUAUAUUAUGUCAGUUUUGUUGAACAGAAGAGAAAUACAAUGUGAAUUUUCUUCUCAAAUAUU
Molecule: messenger RNA, 1389 nt
Organism: Mastomys coucha (southern multimammate mouse)
Lineage: Eukaryota; Metazoa; Chordata; Mammalia; Rodentia; Muridae
Gene: CUNH5orf47
Product: chromosome unknown C5orf47 homolog
Exons: 4
Coding region: 43-561 (172 amino acids)
Source: RefSeq, a predicted model, not a curated record